AAACAUUUUUAAACUCUUUGUUUUCCGACCCCAUUGCAACUACAAACCUUGUGUCAUUUGAAUAGUACUUCCUGUCCUAAAGUAGGUAUGAUAAGUAUUUUACGAUUAACUCUUAUUUACAUCCUGCUUCUUUUUAUUUUCUUUUUUAUAUAGAUUUUACAAGAAUUUCCAUUAUGAAGUAUGUAUUCAUUUUUAUUCCACUUAUCAACUUUCCCAUUGCAACAUCAUUCUACACUACAAGAGAAACAGACGAUUUAACUUCAGACUUGCGGAAAAUAACCAUUCAUCGAGGUACUGGGGAAAUUUAUGUUGGAGGGAAAAACUCUCUUUUACGAUUUAAUUCCAAAUUCGAAAAUGGCACAAGCAUUUCUUUUAGAAAGACGUAUUGUGUGCAAAAUCAAAUCAGUGUUUGUGGAAAUGAAACAGUUCUGGACGAUAUUGUGGAAGUCUUGGAGUAUUUGCCAGAAAAAAAUAAAAUACUGAUGUGUGGUUCAUUGGAACAUAAAAGUUGUAAUUUACUGUCUGGAAAAGAAAUAUUGCCAUUAUCCGAUAAGAAAGAAAACCAUAUAGACAGCAGAAAAGGUUCCAUAUUUCUUCCAGUUCGUAGGGGGCGGUCUUGGGUUUACUUUAUAGGAACAAGUUGGGAUGGAAGGAAUUUAGUGGAAAAUGAAUUUUCCAUCAACAAAUUAUAUAAUGAUGGCUUUUUUUACGAGUCCUUGUACUCUAAAAUUGGACUUUGUGACCGGGAACGACGAGCCUCGAAUCUAACAUUUGUAUAUGGAUUCCAAGAUGAAGAAUUCAUUUAUUCCAUUUAUUUGAAAAUAAGAAUGGAAAAUACAAGAAAUUAUACUGAAACUAAAAUAUCUCGAAUUUGCAAGAAUGACGAUUACAUGGGUUCAUUUAGUGAAAGAAUAUUGUCAUGUAAUCAACAUAACAUUGCUACUGCUGCAUAUUAUUCGGUUAAUGUGUCGUCUCUAUAUGUGGCAUUUGGAACUGGAAUCCAUUCAUUAGAAGCUCUCCCUUCAUCUGUUUUGUGUAAGUUCACCAUCAAGGAACUCUCAAGAAUGUUCAUGCAUACUUACGUGAGUUGUUUUUCACAUCUUCAGAAGAAUGGCUAUUCGCCUCCCCGCUGGAGUAACUGUGGAAAUAAUAAAUGCAACAAGAGCCCUGACAUUUCGGCAUGGAGUAUUUGCACAAGUAAACUACGUCUUUUAGAUGGAAUUGAAAGUGUAGAACCCAUGCCUGGAAGUCGAACCGAGAUCUACAGACACGAGAAGAAAUUAUUUACAAGUGUUUUUUCAAAUAAAAUAACAGAAAAUCAAAGACCUACAGUAUGGAUUGGAACUAACGAGGGCUAUCUCCUAAAAGUAGAUAGUACAUCAUUUUCUGGACCCAGGGUUGUCGCCGAAUUUGAUGUUACAAAAAAUAGGAGUGUAAAGAUUGAAUCUGAUGUAGAGGUUGAAGAGGGAGGGAAGUAUGCCUACAUUCUCUAUGGUAAUAAGGUUUCCAAAUUUCCUCUUGAUACCUGUCAAAUACACACAAACUGUGGUGACUGUGUUCUUAGUGGCGAUCCUUUGGAAUGUGGUUGGUGUAAAGAUAUUUGCCUGAAGAAAGACCAGUGUAAGACCACUUGGUACAAUGAUAGCUGCCCGCCAUUUAUACACGAGGUUCUCCCCACCAGUGGGCCAACAGAUGGUGGAACUGUUCUUAGUUUAAAAGGAGAGUAUUUUGGGUCUCCAAAUCUCAAUUCUCCCUCCGUAUCUGUAGGGAAAAUAAAAUGUGGAAAUAUCAAAUGGAAUGAUAAAAACAUUCAAUGUGUCCUCCCGAUGUCAAAACGCUUUACUGGAGUAGUCAUUGUAGAGAUAUUUCCUCAGAAUUCAACACACGGAUAUAAAAUUAAGGGAAAUUCAGAAAUUGGCAUUUACAAUUUUUCCUUCAAGGUCCCAGUUGUGAUGUCCAUGAGUCCAACAUAUGGUCCACAACACGGAAAUACCAUUGUAACAAUCAUCGGUGAAAAUCUGGACAUUGGAUCGAAGACUUAUUUGUCAAUGUGUAAAAUCAUAUGGUAA
Messenger RNA from Saccostrea cuccullata (small rock oyster), 2069 nucleotides. Its product is annotated as hepatocyte growth factor receptor-like. Gene Ontology annotation, molecular function: protein binding; semaphorin receptor activity. The record is from RefSeq and is a predicted model, not a curated record. The transcript has 7 exons. NCBI's taxonomy places the organism in Eukaryota, Metazoa, Mollusca, Bivalvia, Ostreida, Ostreidae. Gene Ontology annotation, biological process: regulation of cell migration; semaphorin-plexin signaling pathway involved in axon guidance. Gene Ontology annotation, cellular component: plasma membrane; semaphorin receptor complex. The coding region runs from base 174 to 2069 and encodes 631 amino acids.